Messenger RNA from Peromyscus eremicus (cactus mouse), 2571 nucleotides. RefSeq names its product synaptonemal complex protein 2 like (gene Sycp2l). Lineage: Eukaryota; Metazoa; Chordata; Mammalia; Rodentia; Cricetidae. Bases 1 to 2571 code for a protein of 856 amino acids. The transcript has 30 exons. The record is from RefSeq and is a predicted model, not a curated record.
AUGUGUAAAAGCAGAACCGUCAACCAGGCACCGCCCCUUGAUGAAAACCUUCAGUCUCUUGUCAAUGAUGCAUUCCAUGGCAAAGGAUUUCACAUAAUAGAAGAAUAUCUGCAGCAGAAAGAGAGUCACGUGCCUCAAAAAUACAACCAUCUCCUCCUACACCAUCUUGACAGAUUGAUAAAUGAGGAACUGGAUAAAAAUGAGUUCUGGAAUUGUUCCCUGCUGCUGAAAUGUAUCCAGAGAUUCUUCAAAGAUGACCCAGACCAAGAGGAGCCCUUGCUAAUUCAGCAGGGACUGAUCCCAAAGAUGGUUUCCUGGUUUGAAACAGUCACAGGAUUUCUGAUGACAAACGUCAUGGCCUCAGAUGCACUGCUGACUACUGCCCUGGGAGACUUCCUGGACACCGCACUGGUCAUUUCCAGGCACAGUAGGAAAGGGAAAAUCCAGAUGUUGGAUUCCUUCAUAUGUAAUUUAGGAUUCCUGGUAGCAGAAGGCACCGUGAAGCCCUCCAUUCAGCAGGAGGCUCUGAGUACUUUGAAUUGCAUCUUGGACACCGUGCCCCGGGAAGAGAGAAGGAAGCUCUCCUCAGCAGAAGGCACGCGCAGUCUUAUGAAAGAAUUGGCAAGGACAAUCUUGACUGUGGGAGAUUACAGCCAGCAGGUUGCUCUAGCUGAGGCAUUGUGUAGAAUGACCACUGGCACACUGAGGAAUGAACUUGCUCUUCAGUGGUUUGACGAUGCCGUCCUGGCUGAAGCUUUCCAAGAAAUUAAGAACCGGGAAUUUGAGACGGACUGUCGGCAGUUUCUCAAUUUCCUGAAUAACAGACUCGGUGACAGGAGAAGGGUCUACUCAUUCCCGUGUUUAGCUGCUUUUGCUGAUGCGCAGGAGAUGAGAAAGCCAGCAGACGAAAAAUUAGAGGAAUUUUGGAUUGAUUUCAACCUAGGAAGCCAAAGCGUGACUUUUUACAUAGAUAAUAGAGAGAGUGCUCUGUGGGAGCCCGUACAACUUGUGAAGGAGGCAGUGGCCAAGUUCAGCAUAAUGGAAAAUGAUAGGAUGAAGAUGUUUGUUGUUUACCUGAAAGAGUCGAUUAUUAUCAGCAAGAAAGAAGCCAAGACAAUAGAAAUCCACUUUGAUAGGCAACUUGGCAUAUCAGAAGCUUCCGUUCGAGCUUUGGGAGAAGACAAACAGGUGACUUCCUUUCAGACUCCUGUUUUGAUAAAAGUCCCCCCUGGCCUUGAAAAAGAAGAGGGUGAGACUCUUAGCCAUGAAAGAAAAACAGAGCAUACAGAAGAAUCUACAAUCUUGCUAGAGUCCUUGGAUGCUGAAGAUGACCGUUGCCUAAUAACCCGCAGCUUUAAUGUUCAGUCACAGCCUGCUGUGAGUAAAGGGAGCUGGGAAAAGCAGCAAACACAUACAGAAGACCGUUCACCUGAAAAACCCAAACCACCUAACCUCAAACAAGUUACCUCAAAACAUGAGUAUCCUUCAGAUGUGCAAGAACCAUCAAUUCAAACUCGGCCUUCUAAAGUAAAUGAUACAAAGGAUGAUUCUGCCUUUGAGAGGGAUGGAGAACAAGACAGAAGGAUGCCGUUUAAUUAUAGGAAACAUCACUUCUCUGAGAGUAAUGAAGAUUCAAGUUCAAGCACCAGUGAACGAUCUUGGACCCAGGAUUACAAACGGAAAUCUCUACGAACAUAUUCCCACGGGAGGAAGCCGAGAGUCAGGUCUCUAAGGAUCCUACCGCUUUCCCCCGUCAGUGGUGGCAGAGCUGGGGAGAAAGAUCAGGCUGAGCUAACACCAGUUUGGAAAGGCAUCUCCAGGCAAAAUGAUACCAUUCUUCCAAACUUUUCGGAAACCAAACUACAAAGCAGUUCUGUGCUUUUAACUCCUGAGGCAUCUACACAGAAAAUAGAUUCUGCUGCCACCAUCAUCAACCACACACUGCUGCCGGACCUAGUGAGUGCCAGAGGGAGAGCCCUGCAUGCAGUUCAUGCCGUCACCUGUCUCCAUGUGUCACCUCGACCCACACCACUGACUGUUAGUGACAUCGCGAACCGGGAAUCAUUCAUGGAAAACAGUAACUUCAAACACAAGCUAGAAAAUUCAGAACACAGAGAGACACCAGAUGGAAGUAUUGCUGCCCCAAAGCAAUCAAGAUUAGAAGAUGCUCCAGGAUCCCCCAUUGUGACAGGUAUUUCUACUUCAUCUCAAGAAGAUGUGCCAGAAAAUGCAACGAGUUCUGCUUUAAAAACAGCCCUUGAACACUUCACUAGAGAUCUGAAAAGGAAAUUUGAGCUCAAACAGGAGGAGAUUCCACUUUCUUCGGAGAAGGCAAAGGAAGUGCCAGGCUGCCUAGUCAGACUUUGGAACCAGAUAUACACGUGCAGGCUGAACAAGCUGGAGAGCUUUCACAGUUCUGUUCUUCAGGAGCUGAGCAACUUGGAGAAGGAUCUUCAGGCUCUCAAAUACCUCGAAGAGGAUGCCGCGGAGUUUUGGGAGAAACAGUCAGCUGACUUGCAAUCGUUCUGUGAUCAGCAAGCACUGAGGUUUAGCUCAACUCAGUCUUCAUAA